GGGCAGCACUGGCUCACUGCUCUUUACCAUAAAACACAGACAAACCCAUCCUCUCCCAUAGUGCUUAGCGGUGGUAAAGUCACCUCUGCAGCUAAAGGCUAAAAUAUCUCUACAAUGGCUCCUCCAGUCGCUGUAUCGCCUCUUAUUAAGACUGCAAGGUAUUCAGCUCUGAUUGCUGGCAUCUUUUAUGGCAAGAAGAGAUAUGAGUACCUGAAGCCCAUUGCUGCAGAGGAGAAGAGGAUAGAAGCUGAAGAGAAGAAGAUUCGUGAUGAGCAGGCACGCAUUGCCAAGGAGCUAGCAGAAGGUAAAAAACAACUGAAUUUCUCCUGGAAUCUUUAAAGAUCCUAUAUUACAUACAGUUUGACCCUUGUUAGUUUUUAAACCAUGUUAUAAUGUUACCUCCUCAAAAACAUACCUCAGUUGUGUUGUGUUUCAUACAUACGUUUGAGUAACCCUUUAUUAUUAGUCAACCUUGUGCUGUCAUGUAAUGUAAUUUUCAAGUUGACAGCUCAGUAGAGAUUGGUAAUUCCAGAGCUGAAUUCAUCCAAGUAAUUUUAGUGGAGGUUUAAAACACAGUGGAGCAGUUCCUGUAUUAACACUUGACAUCACAAGGUGGAACAGAGUGUUUUCUGUUCAAGAGAAGAGCUCAGCUUAAAUAUGUAGGGUUUGUGUGAAACAUGUGUGAAUGAAACAAAACUCGAUUCCAGGAUGUGGAAACAACAUUAUAAUAUUGAUCAGCUCUUUUAAGCACAGUGUACAAACUACAUUCUGUGUUGCUCAUAUAAUGUCUCUCAUUCUUGCAGCAAACGAAUACCAUUUUGAAGUAAAGCUGAGUGAAGAUUUCUGCUUAUUUCUGCAGUUCUGCAGAGUCUUUUUAAGAAUAAAAGGAUGCAAAUUACUAUUGCUCAUAAACAUCUUUCUCAUCAAAUUCCCAUACACUCAUUGUUGUUCUGUCAGUGAAGCUGGUUGACAAUUAUGGGAACAGAAAUACACCAUCCCUGUACAUUUCUUUGUUUAUUCACAUUUGACUCAUAGAUUAGUGCUUUUUGGCACAUGAGACAAGUAAUAAAAUUAAUUCAAUUCAAAA
Molecule: messenger RNA, 1087 nt
Organism: Boleophthalmus pectinirostris (great blue-spotted mudskipper)
Lineage: Eukaryota; Metazoa; Chordata; Actinopteri; Gobiiformes; Gobiidae
Product: ATP synthase subunit e, mitochondrial-like
Exons: 3
Coding region: 115-339 (74 amino acids)
Biological process (GO): proton motive force-driven ATP synthesis
Molecular function (GO): proton transmembrane transporter activity
Source: RefSeq, a predicted model, not a curated record